Molecule: messenger RNA, 2199 nt
Organism: Alternaria burnsii
Lineage: Eukaryota; Fungi; Ascomycota; Dothideomycetes; Pleosporales; Pleosporaceae
Product: actin-like atpase domain-containing protein
Exons: 4
Coding region: 1-2199 (732 amino acids)
Biological process (GO): regulation of DNA-templated transcription; double-strand break repair
Cellular component (GO): Ino80 complex
Source: RefSeq, a predicted model, not a curated record
AUGGUUGGAAAAAAGUCGGGCAGAGCCCAGUUGAGAGAGGAGGGUCUGGAGCGGACAGACAAUAAUAUGGACCUCACAACGUGGCCCCAGGUCGGCAUGAUCAACCAGAAGAACUACUACACCGAGUUCCUGAAGCGCGACGAACAAUUCCUCGCCGUACGAUACCCAAAGGAUGAGGAAAGGGCGCGCAUAGUACAGGAAGCCAGGGACAAGGAUCGCGCACGAGCAUUGGGGGUGCCGGCAACAGAAGGAGCCACGCCACAGGUUGCAGAUGAGACCAUGGAAGACGCUGAGGUCUCAUUCGCCUCUAGAACAGAUAUCUCCAAGCUCAUCGUCAUACACCCUGGCAGCCAGAACUUGAGGAUAGGUCUUGGAUCUGAUGCGCUGCCCAAGACCGUGCCUAUGGUCAUCGCACGAAAAUGGAAAGAGAGUGAAGACGAAGAAGAUGAGGGGGAGCCUAGUCCCAAGCGAAUGAAGGUCGAAGGCGAAUUGCCCGCCGACGCCCUUCCCGAGAAGUGGUUUGGAGAAGAUUUUGCCGACCAGUACAUGGCCAUGUCAUCCGAACUAAGAACGCGAAUGCGAUCGAACAAGCGACGAGUGCUACCCAACUCGAAAGAUCUUGUAACAAACUUCAACCGAAAAUCCCCUCCCGACAUCAUCUCAGAACACAACGACAUCAAUCGCAUCGAGUGGACAGAACUACCGGCAGACCCAAGAAAGGCCCCCGACUUCUUCACCGGGCAUGACGCCCUGCGGAUACCGGAAAGAUCCAACCCACGAUACAAGCUGUUCUGGCCGAUCCGGAAUGGCACGUUCAACGAGAAAGAUUAUCGAGAUCGCAACCAGAUCUACCACGACAUCUCAAAGAUAUUAGAAGAGGCGUUCCGGAAUCAACUUGGCAUCACCAGGUUAAAAGAUCUUGUUAACUACAAGUGCGUCUUCAUCAUACCCGAUCUCUACGAGCGACAGUACGUUACUAUGAUACUCGACAUUCUCAUGCGGGAUCUUGGCCUUGGAAAGGUUUGCCUGCAGCAGGAGUCGCUUUCGGCUACCUUUGGUGCUGGCUACGGUGUUGCCUGUGUUGUUGAUAUUGGUGCUCAGAAGACGUCUAUUUGCUGCGUCGACGAAGGGCUGUGUGCCGAAGAGUCACGCGUUAACUUGAAGAUGGGUGGAGCUGACGUGACGGAGACUUUCAUCAAGAUGAUGCUGUAUGGUCAUUUCCCAUAUUCGGACAUGAACCUGAAGCGUAGGUACGACUUCCUCCUUGCGGAAGAGCUGAAACAGAAGUUCUGCUCCAUGGAUGAAGGCUCAGUCACGGUACAAACGUGGGACUUCCAUCUUCGAGCUUCGGGUCAGGAUACUCGGAAGUACACGUUCAAGACAUAUGAUGAGACUAUGCUAUCUGUCAUGGGUUUCUUCAAGCCUUCGAUCUUCGAGAAUGCGCAAAAACUCGAGAACAGAAGGAAGGUUGUGCCGCGCUCGGUCGACCUGUAUGACGGCUCACCAAACGAUCCCAUCUCACAAGCACAGAUCGCCAUUAUCGAAGCCGCGGCGGGUAAACCUGUCGUAGCCACCAUAAAUGGCGCACAAGAUCCUGUCAACAGCACUGCACCGGUCUCUACGCCCCAACGCCCGCAACCAAACCCUUUCAACCUCCUCGGUCGCCUCAACGACAACGAGGGUACACCUCGAUCAUCUGUAGCGGGCUCACCCGGCCCGGAAGGAAGUAACACCCCAAACCCGGAUCGCGACACUCCGAUGGGCGACACUGACGGCGCACCCCUCCUCUUCCGCGAUCCGAUCCACGAGAAAACCAAACUAGCCGAGGCCCGGGAUGCCAUCCUCCCCAUUCAUUCUCUCGACCAAGCCAUCCUCGAGUCUCUUGCACAAGGUGCCCGUGGCGACGACCGUAAGCUCCGCGACUUCUUCGGUGGUAUUAUGCUCGUAGGUGGCGCGUCCAAGACACCCGGCCUAAGGGAGUUCCUGGAGAUGCGACUCAGAGAACUUCGACCAGGAUAUGGAAAAGAGAUUCUCGUUGGACCGCCACCUAGAGACUUUGAUCCACAGGUUGUGGCUUGGAAGGGCGGUAGUGUGUUUGGAAGAUUGAGCGGACAUGGUAACGACGGAUGGAUUAGCCGCUAUGAGUAUGACAUGUUGGGUGCGAGGUUGUUGAACAACAAGUGCAUGUUUGCUUGGUAG